This is a messenger RNA of Diachasma alloeum, 4358 nucleotides long. RefSeq names its product ecdysone-induced protein 74EF (gene Eip74EF). The record is from RefSeq and is a predicted model, not a curated record. The transcript has 9 exons. Gene Ontology annotation, biological process: regulation of transcription by RNA polymerase II; cell differentiation. NCBI's taxonomy places the organism in Eukaryota, Metazoa, Arthropoda, Insecta, Hymenoptera, Braconidae. Gene Ontology annotation, molecular function: sequence-specific DNA binding; DNA-binding transcription factor activity, RNA polymerase II-specific. The coding region runs from base 742 to 2451 and encodes 569 amino acids. Gene Ontology annotation, cellular component: nucleus.
GUUUUUGGGACAUGCCGCGAAGAGACUCAUCGCCAGAUGAUUGCCAACGAGACAAUCAACGAAUAUUUUAAUGAAUGGGUGUGUGGCUAGGCUAGGCGAGUGAAGAGCCAGCUCAGUGUUUCUUCCGUCUUGGAAUAGUUGGGAAGCACUCGCGGAAUAAAAUUCAUCAAUUUAACAAAUUGCCGUCAUCAUGUGGCUGAUUGGGAAUUUUUGGAAUGUGACUUGACUCCCUGUGGCUCGUGCGGAUUAAUCGUGUGUAAUGUUGAUGAGUUGAGGUUAUUAUAUAUUUGGUGAGUGCCAUUUUUCGCGCUCUUCGCUCAUCAUCUUUGUGACGUAAGCGCCCCCUCUCUGUCAUCUGUGGCGCAAGCGAUUCCACGGUUUUACCACCGAAUAAAUAUAACACUUUUUUUUUUGUUUUGUGGUUUUGUUGCCAUUGCCGUUGUGAUAACCACCGGUUUUGUUUAUGGAUUUCGACAAUUGUUUAUGGUGAGACUCGAGGUGGUGUGAAGUUGUUGGUUUAGUGGUCGACGAGUGAUCACCGGAACCGGGAACGAGGAAGACGCUGAUUCAAAGAGGUGUCGGUUGUGUCUGGUUGACGAGGAUUUUUCUACUUGGUUCAAGGCUUUGGGCAAAGAGAGAUAAUUGUCACAAGGUGGGAGGCGGUGGACACUGGACGGUGAUUUUGGAUGUUAGCAGGCGCGGAGGUGGCUAAACAAGCCCCACCGCAAGGUACAGGUCCCAAUGCCGGUCCCUGUAUCGCAAACCCUGACGCUCACCUCCAGUCUUGUACCCAAGGAGGAGUCAAACAUGCCCUUCAUAGAUGAUGAACUGCUCUGGUGCCCCGAUAACGAUGGGAAGAUGGUGGAUCUGACGCAGUGCCUCCAGGAAAGUAGUACUGGCCAGUCGGUUGAAUUCUCCACGAUGGAGUUGAAUGCUCUUGUCGGUGCACCAGCUGCCCCAACCCAUGUGCCUUCAGAGGAAGCUGAGGGUAUGUCAGGGGUUAACGAAGAGCCCUUCGAUCCACUCGACACUUUUCUCCGAGAAUUGCAGGCGGAUCUCGCUGAGGCAAGUCAACCAACAUCAACAACAACAUCAACCGUCAAUUCUUACAGGCGGCAGAGGUACAAUAUCGCCGCGGCAAAUCCACUUUUAGCAGAAAAACUGGCUGCACCAUCGACGCAAGUAUCUCCGUCCUCCUCGAUGCCUUAUACCGCGAGGGCAGACAUCAAAACAGAGAACCUCAUGCCUGAAACCAGUAAAGUGGAUACGCGGGAGGUCCAGCCACAUGAUACGAAUGGAGAUAAGGAGUCGUUGGGACUGGCAACAGUGAAAGCUGAACCUGGCAGCACAACAGGAGCUAGAUUACUUCAUGGAAUAUUGUCUCAACAUCCACAACAGCAUCUUGGGGUACAGAGUGGUUAUGGGAGACAUCUGUCGAGUCAUGGACAGCUUGGACAACCACCUUACAGCUCAAAUGGAAUUGCCAAUAGUACGCCAGGGAGUGGAUCACUGCCAGCGAGUCCUGCCGACAGCGGUGUGAGUGACGUAGAGUCGAGUACGUCGUCAGGUGGUAAUGAAGACGCUAAUCUUUUGCUCAAAGCGAGACUCAAUCCAAACUCAUCCCUCCAACCGAAUCUCGCCUCUCACCACUCUCAUUUGCCCUCAGCAAUUGGCAGAUCGGCAUGCCACAGCCCAGGGGUUUAUCCGUCCUCCACAGGAUUCUUGCCACCCUCUUAUCAUCCACACCAGCACCACAACUCUCAGUACCAUCCACACAGAGGUGGCUCACCUCAUCAUCCUCACAGUAGCCACAAUAUGCCGUCAACGAUGGGACCACCACAUCAUCAUCAUCAUCAACAAACCCAAAGUCUUCAGCAUCUGCAUUAUCGUCAGCCACCAACGCUAUCAGAGAGCUACAACAGCUACGUGAACUCGAUGUACGGUGGGGGUCAGUUUGCAGCGCCGUGCACGCCCUCGCCGCCGCGCGGUCCAGGCGGUGUGCCGACGAGUGUGAUCCAGGCAGCAACGAGCUCAGUAUCGGACGAUCUCUACCUCCUGGAGCUCGGUUUCCCCCCGCGGGCAAAGAAAAGUAAACUGAAGAAGGCGCGCCAGGCGGACGGUGCGGCAGUGAAGCGAAAAUCCCGCGAGGGCUCAACAACUUAUCUCUGGGAAUUUCUCCUGAAGCUCCUCCAGGACCGCGAGUACUGUCCCCGCUACAUAAAAUGGACAAAUCGCGAGAGAGGUGUCUUCAAACUCGUCGACAGCAAGGCAGUGUCACGGCUGUGGGGUCUCCACAAAAACAAACCAGACAUGAACUACGAGACAAUGGGACGUGCCCUGAGAUACUACUAUCAGCGUGGUAUACUAGCCAAAGUCGAUGGCCAGAGGCUCGUCUAUCAGUUCGUCGACGUACCCAAGGACAUAAUCGAGAUUGAUUGCACUGGUGCGUGAGAUAAGGCCUAUCCCCUGUGGAUAAUUGCUAAUUGUCGCAACGACACUCACAAAAUUCCACUGUGGCACGUACCCCAAACUUAAACCCCCUGACCAAUCUCGCGGGAGAAAAUGAAUUAUCCCCUCAUAAUUUUCUAAUCCUCUGUUAUUUCAUAAUUUAUAUAAAAUUGUUAUCUCGUCAUUUGAGGGGAUGAUGGCAAAAUUGUACAUUCGAUAAAUUAUUUAUUGUAUAUUGGACUUAUAAUUGUUGAUGGAUCGAGAUGAGAAAGGGCUGUAGACUAUAUGAAACGAAUUGUGGGCUGUGACAAGGUUUACGCGAGGGCUGAGAGGUCAGGGGGUGUUUUUUUUUUUUCCUAGUAUCCAUCAGUGAAAUUAAUCUCGAUGACCAACGAUUGGUGCUGGCUGACACGCGGUCCAAAAAGAGUUUUACUUAGUGAAAGAAAAGCGUGAAAAUUCGGGAAAAAAAUGGUAUAAUGUUAAUGGUUCAUAGAAUUAUCGAGACCACCUGUCUCUGUAUAUAUUAUAUAAAGAUGAUAAACAUUUAGUAUCUAUUGAAUAUUAUAUUAUUAUAUAAAUAUAAAUAUAUAUUGUAUGUUAUGUAGUAAAUGGCGAGUGUUGAUGUGUCUCUGUGAGAUAUUAAAUAUAAAGAAUAUUUCACGUCGGUCGAUCACAGUUUCUCAACGUCAACAAUUUGAUAGUUUUUAUCUAACAAAAAGUACAACAAUUUUUACCAAUUAAUCUUGUAAUGAGAGUGAAUCAAUGCUCAGUUUAUCGAUACGCACAUUAUAAACAAAAUAAUGACCAUUGAAGCUUCCAAUUAUUGUGACGUUUUUUUCUAACCAGUCACUGUGAUCAGCCUGGUGUGUAUAUAGUCUAUCAGUAAGUUUUCAAUUCAAUAAAUUAUGAGUUUAUUCGUUGGCCCCUGGGGUGUGUACGUGAGCUUUCAGACGUGUCCCUUAGGUUUAAUUAUUAUUUUUUGUACAUAGAUUAGUGAUUUAAGGUACAUUAACGAGAAAAUUGUGGUAAAUUCGUUUCUCUUUCGUACGAUUAGUUGAAUUGUUGAAUGGUUUUUCUUUAGGAUAAGGCAAAACUGCUCUCUGAAAAAUAUGUGAGGACACUUCAUUCAGGAAUUCAGGUUUUAAGAUAAAACUAGAUGAUUUUUCGGUGAAAGUGGGAUUUUUAGCGAGAAAAUAACGUCUUUUUUUGUUAAUUGAGGUUUUAUUUCAUCAGUCACAAUCGUGACAUCCUAUUGUGCUGCCAAUUACUCCUGUGACGACCCACACAUGCAUUUAAUGAUUAAUAUUUGAAAAAAAAAAAAAGCAGGGAGAAUAAUCAGGUUUACACAUCCAAUCAGCUGGGACGCCAGGACAUACUGAUGAUACAAAGCGAAUUGCCUUUUACGUAAUGACAAAGAGUUGCCUUUUAACUAAAUGAUGAUAUGGGGAGACAAUGGGGGGAGGGGGGGAAUUGUGAAAAAUGUUUUAAUGAAUUUUUUGAAAAUGAAAUACAAAGGUUUGUCAGUACUUAAUAUCCCAGUUGCUCCGACGAUUUGUUCUUGUUUUUUUAUUACGAUUGAGGGUUUGAGGCUGGAUUUUUGGGAUUGAGUACCUUGGGAGGAUCAAGUACAAUGAUGAAGUACCUAUUACCAAUUGGGGUGGGAGGGACGGGGAGUGACAACUGCAGAACCUAUUUUUAGGAGGGAUACAGUAAAUUUACGAUAUGCAUAACAUUGAUUACGAGAUAUUUUAACGAAUAAGACUUUAUUAUGAUAGGGAUCAUUGUAAUGACUAUUGUAAUAUGUGGAGAAAAAGGAAAAUUAUGAUGGAUUGACGUAAGGAACUCUAAUGUAACGUUCUGUGAUUCGUUGUUUGUAGGUGAAAUUUAAUAAAAAUCAUGAUGUAUCAUAG